ACCUCUCCACCCUCAUUUGCCUAUUUCUUUCUCUCUCUUUCUCACAUCACCAAAAAUAAAUAAAAACCUCUUUCAUUUCUCCUCUGUCUCCUCAUCACUUCUCUCAGUACACCACAUAACAUAACCCCCUCCAAAAUCACCCCUAUAAGUCUAUAACAAAACAUAAAACUAACACCGAUGAUUUUAACAACCAGCAAGGGCGGAGGUGUAGGUGUAGGGAGGGAGGUUGUAAGCGGAGGAGCCACCGACGGUGGCGGUGUUGAAGGUGGGAUGUCGUCGAUAUUGAAGAAGGGGCCAUGGUCAGCAGCAGAAGACACGGUGUUGAUUGAAUACGUGAAGAAACAUGGAGAAGGAAACUGGAAUGCGGUGCAAAGGAAUACAGGACUUCAACGUUGUGGUAAGAGUUGUAGGCUAAGAUGGGCUAACCAUCUCCGACCUAAUUUGAAGAAAGGUGCCUUCUCUUCUGUUGAAGAACGUCUCAUCAUUGAUCUUCACUCUAAACUUGGUAACAAGUGGGCCCGCAUUUCUGCUCAUUUACCGGGGAGAACAGACAAUGAAAUCAAGAAUUACUGGAACACAAGGGUAAAAAGAAGAAUAAGGCAAGGGCUGUCACUUUACCCAAAUGACCUCCCAACACCACCACCGCAACAACCACCACUUCACCACCACCACCAAUCACUCCCUCUUUCUCUCUCACUCCCGAAAACUCCACCACCAACACUCUCUCUUUUCAACCCAGUUUCACUCGCCUCCCCUGUUUUCUCUCUCAACCCACCUCCACCUUUCCUCCCUUCUCACCACCACUCCCUCAAACGCUGCUCCACCUCCUCAUCAAACUCCUUCAUGGGCAAUCCUAUUUUCUCCUCCUCUCAAGUGGGUCCCCUUCAUAUUAGCUCGGCGGGGUUCGGGUUCGACCCCGGCCGAGAGGGGUUCGGUUUCUGUAGCCCGGGCUUUUUCGAGCUCCCUUCAAACCAAUUUAGCCAAAAUGUGAGUGGUAAUAAUUAUAUCAAGAUGGAAUUAGAUAAUGAAGUCAAGGUAAAUCCAAAUCUGGGUCGAACUAAUAGUGGAUUGUUGGAUGAUCUCUUGCAAGAAUCUCAUGUUAAGGUGAGUUUGAAGAGGGAAAGAGAAGAUGAUUGUGGCUUGCAGUGGGAUGUUUCUAGCUCUGAGAAUUCCUCCACUGGAAUCAAGAAAGAAGAAUUGGAAGAUGAAGAACAUAAGUUAAACUUCAAUAGUCAAGACUUGUCGAACAUCCUUGAGUUGAUCCCUACCCUUGUCCAAGCUCCCAAAUGGUGCAACAAUGGCAGUGCAGAAAGCUCAGCACCUCAAUCAUCUGCUGUUAGUAUAGACGAUAAUUACAAUGGAUUCGAUGAUCAGAUGCCACAACCUCCAUCUUUUACUGCUGUGAACAACACAAGUUAUGAGGAUGAUGAUGGUACUUGGAAUCCUGAGUGUUAUAAUUGGGAUAACUUGCCUAGAAUAUGUUGAUCAUCAUCUUAAUUAUUUUCUGAAUUAUUUUAAGUUAAUUAUGUUUAAGAAGAGGAUUAGAGACCCCAAAGGUUGUUUCUAGUUGAUUGUACUAGCUCAUUUGUUUCUAAAAGGGAGUGCAUAUAUGCCCUUUGACAAAGUUUUUUUUAAGUCCCCAUUAAUAAUAUAUGCACUCUUCUUGAACUGUUUCUAAUUUUAUGUAAUCCUCAUCAAUGAAAUGAAGUACUCCCUCUUUAUUUUUUUAGGAGUUA
Messenger RNA from Spinacia oleracea (spinach), 1736 nucleotides. Its product is annotated as transcription factor MYB97. The record is from RefSeq and is a predicted model, not a curated record. Bases 178 to 1485 code for a protein of 435 amino acids. NCBI's taxonomy places the organism in Eukaryota, Viridiplantae, Streptophyta, Magnoliopsida, Caryophyllales, Amaranthaceae. The transcript has 3 exons.